Funneliformis caledonium is the source of this 543-nucleotide messenger RNA. The record is from the annotation of a GenBank genome assembly. Lineage: Eukaryota; Fungi; Glomeromycota; Glomeromycetes; Glomerales; Glomeraceae.
AUGACUGAUACUAAUAAGAGAUAUCUUAUCGCCAGAAAACUAAGAUAUUUAUAUUCAGGUGAUGUUUGGUUCAGAGUAAACAUAGGAAUAUGCUAUUCUUGCAAUCAACUUGUCUAUUCCAAAUUAAGAAGUGGAUACGAGUAUUUCCAUGCAUUCUUUAUGAAUAAGCAUUGGCGUACAAAUUGUACCAGAAACGAAUAUUGUGAUAUGAGUUUUGAAGACUACAUGAAGCUGAAAAAUAAUCCACCACCUUGCUAUUUCACAAAGAAGGCAAUCCGUCAAUAUGAGAUGUGGCUGGAAAAUGUAUCAAAUAGGAUUCGACAUAUCAGGCAAAAGCAUAAGAUGCAAAGUAAUAGAUACUAUUCCUAUAGGACAGAUAAGUCACGUUCAUUGACCCCUCCUCCUUUGCCACCAAAGCCUAUUGCAUUAAUGGGUGGUCUUGAGAGAUAUCCUAUGCGACAUAAUGCAAGUGCACCUGAAAUUUCAGUCUAUAGAUUUGAGAGAAGCUGUAUCUUGAUUGAUGCUGAGGAAUAUUUUAAUUCU